Molecule: messenger RNA, 1213 nt
Organism: Gossypium arboreum
Lineage: Eukaryota; Viridiplantae; Streptophyta; Magnoliopsida; Malvales; Malvaceae
Exons: 6
Coding region: 216-848 (210 amino acids)
Source: RefSeq, a predicted model, not a curated record
AAACUCAGCCUUAACUUCCAACUAUCAACGACUUGUAAGCCGAAGUCCACUCCACGUUAAUGCUCCCACCAGUCAAAAUCUCCGUCCAUUUAUUGACAAGGCCCCCCUUCGCCGCCUUGUUUUUUCAAACUCUUCGACUCUUCCAGGUUCCUCCAACUCAAUAAAAACACAACACUUAAUCAAAAAACCACCGUUAGUCCUCCAACAUUCCACUCAUGGCUUCUCUCAAUUCCCUUCCCUUCAUUGCAAUCUUCCUUGUUCUUCAUCUUAGCAUUGCUAAAUCCGACAUUUUAUCACCCCUUUUCCCACCUAUCUCUGAUGAUGUAUGCAAAGAAGUGCAUUGUGGAAAAGGAAAAUGCAAGCCUUCAUCAAAUGGAUCACUCCCUUAUACUUGUGAAUGCGAUAUUGGUUGGAAACAAACAGCUGCUGAUCAUGAUGAUCAUCCCAAGUUUCUCCCUUGCAUUUUUCCCAAUUGUACGCUUGAUACUUCUUGUGCAGCUGCUCCUUCUCCUGUGCAAGAAAAGGAAGCCAAAGCAAAUCGAUCUAUUUUUGAUAUCUGCCGUUGGACUAAUUGCGGUGGUGGAUCGUGCAACAAGACAUCACCGUUUACGUAUGAUUGCAAAUGUUCAGAGGGUUAUUUUAAUCUUCUUAAUGUCUCUGUCUUCCCGUGCUACAGAGAAUGUGCGAUCGGACUGGAUUGUGCAAACCUUGGGAUCACCACGUCGAAUAAAUCUACUUCCGCAACACCAUCAUCGUCCCAAAACAAUGCGAAUAGAGCUGGGUCGAAGCUGCUAGAGAAUUGUCAAUUGGUGAUAAUAUUGGUAUUGUUGCUGGUUAUGGUAGUUUGAUUUGUAUCUAUAUAAAGCCGAUGCUCGGAGUUUCGUGUUCCAUGGAUAGCGCAAUUCGAGCAUGAAGACGACGCAAUAUUUGUAUGUAAAUUUUCAUAUCAUAUCAAUAAAUUAGCCAUUUUAGGAAGAAGGAAUUUUUUAUAGUUAGUAAUUUUGCCUUUAUGUUAUAGGAAAUUUGUAGAUGGAUUUCCAUAUAGGGUUGUAUUAUUUCUUAUUAUGGCAUUUAUGACAUUUUUAAUUGUUUUUUUUUUUUGUAAUUUAUAGCUAAGGAUCCAAGGAUUUUUUUUUUUUUGAAUAUCAUUUUUAAGGUUGACUGUAUAAAUCAAUUAAGUUACACUUGGGAUUUCUUGAUUUAAAGGGUAAAA